CUUGAAAGACUUUAUGAGACAGGGUGAGCAGGGUCAUAUUGUGUCGGAUGUGUGAUGCGCUUUUUGUUGGAUUGGAAUCCGUGGCUGACUUGGAGGGGGACUAUCUUUCCGCGCCCUACAGCUGGUGAGGUCAUCUUUGCCGACGUCUUAUUACUUCCCAAUGGAAUGUCGAAGGGAUGCGGGAUUGUGGAAUACGCGACCAGGGAGCAAGCGCAAAAUGCGGUCAACACGCUCAGCAACCAGAACCUUAUGGGCCGUCUAGUCUACGUUCGCGAGGACCGUGAACCCGAACCUCGUUUCACCGGUGGCCCUUCUCGUGGGGAUUUCGGCGGCGGUGGCGGCGGCCGCGGCGGUUUUGGUGGUGGUUACGGUGGUGGAGCUGGCGGAAGACAGCUCUACGUGUCCAAUCUUCCAUUCAAUGUUGGCUGGCAGGACCUGAAGGAUCUUUUCCGCCAAGCAGCUCAGCAAGGCGGCGUCGUCCGUGCCGAUGUUCAUACCGAUGCUACCGGACGUCCCAAGGGCUCCGGCAUUGUCGCCUUUGAAUCUCCUGAGGAUGCCCGUAAUGCUAUCCAACAGUUCAAUGGCUACGACUGGCAGGGUCGGUCUUUGGAGGUUCGUGAGGAUCGCUUUGCCGGUGCCGGACCGGGUGGAUUUGGAGGCCGCGGUGGCUUCGGUGGUGGAUUCGGUGGUCGCGGUGGCGGCUUCGGUGGUCGGGGCGGCUUCGGCGGUGGCCGUGGCGGCUUUGGCGGAUUCGGAGGCCGCGGUGGCUACGGCGGUGGCUUCGGUGGUCCUGGCGGUGGUGGCCCUGGCUUUGAGGGUGUCCCCUCGGUGCCCCCCAACCCGUUCACGGAUUUUGCAACCUCCGGAGGCGAGAAGGGCCCGGUUAUCUAUGUCCGCAACCUGCCCUGGUCCACCUGCAAUGAAGAUCUGGUCGACCUGUUCUCGACUAUUGGAAAAGUAGAUCGUGCAGAGAUUCAGUACGAGCCCAAUGGUCGCUCGCGCGGCACGGGUGUGGUCCAGUUUGACAACGCAGAGACGGCAGAAACUGCAAUCGCCAAGUUCACCGGUUAUCAAUACGGUGGCCGUCCACUCGGUAUCACUUUUGUCAAGUACAUGAAUGCGGGAGCUGGCCCCGGAGACGCCAUGGAGGGUGCCGAGCCCACUGGCGGUAUCACGCAGGACCAGAUCAUGUAAUAGUAUCGUAUUCUUUGCUCCUUUCGACGGACCGAUGAGGUCGAAAAGUUUGCGAUGUGAUUACACCCCGGUCAAAUGACUGCAUGACCAAGUAUUCGUGUGGACGCGAUGAUGCUACUCUACCGCUUUUGAUGCCUCUGUUUUUGUCUUGUUUGUUUUCUUCUCUGGUGAUCUGGUUCUGUGGGACAAAUCGGACCUUGAUUCUGCUUACUUUAUGUUCUUCUACGGGUGAGUUUGUGAUUGACCAUGGUCUGGCUUUGCUCUGUCUCCCACAUCUUGGGUGGGGUUUCCACUAGAAGAUUUCGGUUCUGGAGAGGCUCCUUACUUCAUUUUCGAGUUGGCUUUGGUAGAAAUUGCAAUACCCGAUCAUUUAAUGUUACGCCAAUGCCAAUAUUCUCGCCGUUCGCGGCAUUA
Molecule: messenger RNA, 1608 nt
Organism: Aspergillus pseudonomiae
Lineage: Eukaryota; Fungi; Ascomycota; Eurotiomycetes; Eurotiales; Aspergillaceae
Product: RNP domain protein
Exons: 8
Coding region: 55-1194 (379 amino acids)
Cellular component (GO): nucleus; cytoplasm
Molecular function (GO): mRNA binding
Source: RefSeq, a predicted model, not a curated record